AAGUGCAGCACUUUGAAUUUAGACUGCAAGCCGAUUACAACGUCAAAAAAGUCAAAAAAAUUCGAGAAAAAAAAUUAAAAGGAAACAAAAUUUUCCAAUUUUCUCUAAGCUAUGCUGCGCCGAGUCAAUUUUUCUGAUGGCAACAAUCUGCGCGGACUGCAGCAGCAACAACUUGGACAGAGUGGAAUGCCUGGCAUGCGAUUCGGGCAUGCCAUCAAUGAGCAGCUCCACGAGCGACGUGAAUGGCUGCUUCAGUUGGGCCUAACUCCCGGCUGUGCCCACGAUCUGGCCAUGCAUACGCUGGAGCGGCCCGAGUUCAAUCUGAGCGACUUCAAGCUGUACUGGCAACAGCUCAGCUUCCAGCUGGGCCCCAGACGGCGGGACGAAGUGGAUGCCAUGGUGAUACGCAGAAUGCGAGAACUGUUGCACACUCAAACGCUUGAGACGAAUCACUCGCCACCACGCGACAUCAACAAAAGCUCGAAUGGCUCUGAUACGCCAGAUUCCCAUUGUCUCAGAGACGCUGUUGACUCGCCCGUACAUUAUGAGCCUGACCACUACUUAGACCGUCGAAUGACCUCCACGCCUGUGAAUGAGCUGGAAACACAUUGCAGAGAAGCCAUCGUAUCCAAGAUAAAUGCAGAUCCACGCAUUGCGGAUGACAAUUAUCAAGCGCAGCAUCCAAAUGAUUGUGAGAACUUCAAUUCCAAUAGUAUUUUGGAUGCAGAUCAGCGUGACAAAGAGGAGAAGACACAAUUUAUGGGGUAUAACAAUCAACAAUUUAAUAAUAAUUUUGGCAAUGUUCCAUAUUGUCAGCAAUUUACUGAGCCCACAAAUAAUUUAUAUUUCAACAACAAAGCACGUGAGCUACAACAUCAAAGCAGAUACUUAAAUAAUAAUAAUCAACCAUUUCAAAAUAAUAAUGAACCAAAUGUUGGACGAUUCGAUGAUGAUAAUUAUGAAGACACUAAACGGAACUUAAAUUUGUAUCAAUUUCAAAGACCUCAGAUUCCAGAAACCGAAACCAGGAUGAACACUACUGAAGAUGCUGGAAAUCAGUAUGUCAUAGGCAACAGCCGCAAGCGCAACCAACAGAAUCGGCUCAAGCGACGGUAUUUGAAGAGGCUGAGAAAAGUAUUUCAAAUAGGCAACUUUCAUAUGCCUCGGAUUCAACACAAGUCAGGCGCUCUGCCGCAGCCAGAGGACGAUUCGUAUGCAAUCAUGUUCUAUCGACGCACUUACUCCCCCAUAGUGGGCGGAAAGGAACAUGACUCGCCCGCAUUACCUGUUAUGGCUAUGCCUAAUUUUCCCACAAAUCCAAAUCGAAUACUGGCGAAGCGCAUUCGCCAGGAGUUGCGUAAUGAUUGGGUUGUGUCAUAUCGGAGCUUGAAAUAUAAUAAUUGGGAUGUUUGGUGGAAGGACUUCAAGUGGUGCAGGCCGGCCAUCGAAAGACAGCUCGAAGUGUUUAAAGGUAUUAAUUUAAUGGAUAACUCAUUUCUCCACUGUGUAAUGAAUUAUUACAAACCGCAGACGGUUAAGAAGCUACUGCAUCUGGCUACCCUGGCCUUGCAGUUGAAUAAAACCAACUACCAACUGAUAAUCGGCACCAUAUUUGAGCUGACGAACAAGCGUUUUUUGGAGAAAUUAGACUAUGAUGAAAUGGGCCGACUGCAGGAUCUGAUAAGAUAUAUGCCGAACCAUUUGUGGACAUACAAGAUGCGCAGCAUGGUCUAUCUCUGGACGCGUUACAGUGAGGUACGCUUGACAGCCGAUUCGAACACCGAGAGUGGCGCCAAGGAUCUCUGGGCCACAAACACCCAAUGGAACAGUCCCCUAUUCCAUUGGCUGGCCUUGCAGGCCUACGACGAACUCAAGAGAAUCAGCCGCAUCGAAUGGCCGGACCAUAGCAAAAUCUUUCCACCAAACUGAACUUUAGCUUUAAUUGUACA
Messenger RNA from Drosophila hydei, 1949 nucleotides. RefSeq lists its product as uncharacterized. Bases 112 to 1929 code for a protein of 605 amino acids. The record is from RefSeq and is a predicted model, not a curated record. The transcript has 2 exons. Lineage: Eukaryota; Metazoa; Arthropoda; Insecta; Diptera; Drosophilidae.